Messenger RNA from Mizuhopecten yessoensis (Yesso scallop), 2916 nucleotides. Its product is annotated as basement membrane-specific heparan sulfate proteoglycan core protein-like. The transcript is spliced from 7 exons. The record is from RefSeq and is a predicted model, not a curated record. NCBI's taxonomy places the organism in Eukaryota, Metazoa, Mollusca, Bivalvia, Pectinida, Pectinidae. The coding region runs from base 255 to 1916 and encodes 553 amino acids. Gene Ontology annotation, biological process: homophilic cell-cell adhesion. Gene Ontology annotation, cellular component: plasma membrane.
CUAACAUUCCACCCACCUCAUUAUGAUUUUAUAAGUGCAGUGAGAACGUUGUCAGUAACAGGGUAUCUACACAGUGGUGUUCAGAGGCCACUCGUCUUUAUGUAGCAGGUUUGUGCCGGUGAGUCUAUGUGGACAGGCUAUGGUCACUUCCCAAUAGGACUACCGACCGUACAAUACAAAGCCUUCAUAUUUCAUAAAGUUUCAAAGUGAAUGCAAAUCACAAAGGAAUUUUGAAAAACUGGACAAAUGUGAAAAUGUUCCAACAUUCCUCCAUAUUACUUCUGUUCACCCUAGUCUUACACGGAGUACAAUCACAGGGUGCACCAACUGUCACGAUACAAUCACAGUCUUAUACACCCAAUUCUGGCACUAGAGUUACUUUGCAGUGUACUGCCUCUGGAAAUCCUGCUGUAACUCUAGUCACUUGGUAUAAAACAAGUGGUGGAGUCGAAACAACUGUGGCUAUUGAUAGUUCAAAAAACCAAGGAGGAAAUGUCGCCAGUCCCUCGCUGAUUAUCUACGGUCUGAGCAGUUCAGACACUGCAUCUUACAAAUGUAGAGCCACAAACACUAUAGGAUCAUCAGAUAGUGCACAGAUCGCACUUAACGUCAAUGUUAUAGCAGGUAUUCCCACAGUGACCAUUGGUUUGGGUAGUUACAAUAUUAAUUCCGGAACUACUGUAACACUGCAGUGUACUGUUGGAUCAACUGUCACCGUCACCGCUGUUUCCUGGUCACGUAUUCUUAAUGGAGUACCAAGUUCUAUUACAGUAGAUAACUCCAAGUACACAAAUGCAAACACUGGAAACCCAUCUCUAACCAUCGCAAGUACCACCAAUGCGGACGAUGGCAUCUAUGUCUGUUCUGCAACAAACAGCGCUGGAACAUCUUCAAGUCUUGCCACAGUCUUGACCGUCACUACCACCAGUAUACAGAUUCCAACUGUAACAAUUUUCCAAACAGCCUUUGGGGCACAAGUUUCAACUACGAUCACACUCGGCUGUACUGUAACCUCAGCUGCGACCGUCCUCUCUGUCUACUGGAGGCGUGACAUGGGGUCAGGAUUCGUGGACAUUACUAUUGAUGGGACACACUUCUCUGGUUCAACCAUCACCGUUCCUUCCCUGACCCUCAUCAAUGCAGACAUAACAGACUCGGGGACCUACCAAUGCUUUGCUACAAAUGCUGGUGGAAUUGGUAGUAGUGCGACAGCUUCUGUGACAAUUUCAUCAGCUGCCCCGUCCGUUAAUAUCCAACUAGCCUCCUAUACCACUACUAUAGGAACUACCUACACCAUUCCAUGUUCUGUAUCAUCAACUACAACAGUCACAAAUGUCUUCUGGCAGCGUACCAUCAAUGGUCAAACCUCAACAAUCACCAUUGAUGGUGUUAAUUUCUCUGGAGCUACCACAGGCGCUCCAUCCCUGAACAUAAUCACAGCUUCUAUCUCAGACUCUGGAACAUACAUCUGCUCUGCUACCAAUUCUGCUGGAACUGGAAGUGACGCGACACAGCUAACUGUUUCUGGAGGUGUUCCAGCUGUGACCAUUUCCCAAACUGGUUACAGCACCAUUACAGGAAACAGCAUCACCCUUGGAUGUACCGUGUCUGCCGACCCCACCCAUACCUCUGUGUUCUGGCAGCUCAAUAUAAAUGGGAUAACACAGAACAUCACCAUUGAUGGAGUCAACUAUUCCGGCUCUACGGUAAAUUCUCCAUCCCUGACCGUUCUCCACGCUAACACUGGUGACAGUGGUACCUACACCUGUUUCGCCACCAACUCUUUAGGAACUGGACAGAGUUCUCAAACCACACUGACAGUCACAGGAAGUAAGUUUUGUCUUUUUAUCAGCAUCAUUUUUGAGUCCGAGAUUAUUCUAUGUCAAUGUAUAAUUCUGUUAAAAGGACAAAUGUAAUUGUCAUUGAUUUAGUAUUUCUUGCUCAUUGUAGUUUUUUUGUCGAUCUUGAGAUUUGCAUGAGGAUUUAUAAAAUGAUCAAUGAUACUGUAAUACAAGUAAGCAUAUCAUGUGCACAUUGAGACUUGGUUCUCUUUCUUAAUCAGAUUCUUAAUGAAAACCGACGAGGUUUAUCAAUUAAGUAAAUAAAUGAAUUAACUGAUUUGAAGACUAUUAACAAAUGAUUGUUCUGUAUUAACUAAAUUCUUUUGUAGCAUUUGUAGCAUCUGCAAACGUUUAUGUGACCGAAGGCCAUCUCACUGGUGGAUUUUCAUUAAAAAUCCAUAAUAUGCAUACGUACCUCAAAUGCUAGACAUCUCCCCUUUGACUGCUCCGUAUGUUAAAUUCACAACCAGAGAUAGCUACAAAUCCUAUAAAAAAUUCUAGUUUCACUGUCAUUUCAUCCCAAACGCACAGUUUUACUUUCAGCCAAUCAUCUGUAUAGUCCCGAAAAUUUGUAUGACCAAAUAGAUGUUCAAUUGGCCAACGCACACACACACUAUCGCGAAUUGCUAGUUUUACAAACAAACACUUAAUACAUAUCUUACAAAGAAAAUUACUUCAAUACAUUUUAAGUGUUAUUUCUUUAUUCAUUAUUAUAUAAAUACAAUUUUAAUCUGAACAUGUUGUGGUGUCGAAGUAGUGUUUAUAUCGUUUGUGUUUGUCUAUCAUAUUUUGUUGUGGUAUGAUUGUCUGUCCCGAUGUGUUUCAUUGUCCAAUAUGUCAUACUUUUAAAAUGCACUUAAUUUCUUUUUUGCAGAUUUUACGAUUUUAACGUUUUGUAAUAAUUGUGAUAUUGAAUAGUGCUGCAUUGUUUUACAUCAUUGUACUUUUAAAUUCCUUAACUUAAACUCUAUUUCAGAUUCAGAUAUAAGUUUGACAUGUGACAUUUGUCCCCUGGCCGAGACAUACCAAAGUCUUUAAAAAUGGUAGUUUCUCCUCCUGCUUAACGCUCAGCAAA